AUGAUAAGACAGAAAGUAGCAGGUACAUUCGAGUUUGAUGAGAUGUCAGCCAUGCAAGCAGAAAUUGCUAAACUGACCAACCAAGUGGCUAAGAUAGCAGUGGGUCAAGGGCAUCAAAUGUAUCAGCUUGGAACCGACAAUCAACAACUUCGGCUUGACAAUCAACAACUCAAGACUGAUUUGAGAAAUUUGGAGAGGCAAUUCGAGCAAGUAGCCUCCAAUCAGAAUGUUAAACCUGCUAGAGCAUUCCCAAGUGACACUGAGAAGAAUCCUAUAAAACACAUGCAAGUCAUUAAUCUAAGAAGUGGGAGAGAGUUGGAGGAGCCUCCUUCUCAAAAGUCUAUAUCUGAAAGAGAAUUGGUGCCUAAUCCAGUAAAAAAAGCCGAAAAGAAGGAUGAUAAACAAAGGCAAGAGAUAAAUGCAAGGUUGCCACCACCUUUUCCACAAAGACUACAGAAACAGAAAGAUGAAGCAAAGUAUAGAAAGUUCAUAGAUAUUUUGAGCCAGGUACGUGUGAAUCUGCCUUUGGUGGAAGUGUUGCAAGAAGUGCCCAAAUAUGCAAAGUAUCUUAGAGAUAUUGUGGCUAACAAGAGAAGAAAUGCCAAGUUUGAAAGAGUUGCACUUACCGAGUGCAGUGCUAGAGUGCAAAGUAAGCUCCCGCCAAAGUUGAAGGAUCUUGGAUGUUUUACAAUUCCAUUGGCCAAUGAGAAACAUGAGAUCGGUAAAGCCUUAUGUGAUUUAGGGGCAAGUGUUAAUUUGAUGCCUUUAUCUAUUUUCAAGCAACUCGAAUUGGGAGUGUCUAGGCCUACAACGAUCACUUUACAGCUAGCGGAUAGGUCGUUGACAGUGCUAGAGGGGAUUAUUAAAUAUAUGCUCGUACGAGUGGGGAAGUCCAUCUUUCCCACAAACUUCAUUAUAUUUGACUACAUGCCAGAUGAAGAAGUGCCUGUUAUUUUAGGGUUACCAUUCUUGGCUAUUGGUGGAGAAACUAUAUACGUGAGGGAAGGAAAGAUGAAGAUGAGAGUACAUGAUGAGGAAGUCACUUUUAAUGUGUACAAGGCGCUUAUACUUCCCAAGCAUUAUGAGGAUUUAUGA
Nicotiana tabacum (common tobacco) is the source of this 1095-nucleotide messenger RNA. The record is from RefSeq and is a predicted model, not a curated record. NCBI's taxonomy places the organism in Eukaryota, Viridiplantae, Streptophyta, Magnoliopsida, Solanales, Solanaceae.